GAGGUUUCGGAGCCUACGUGUUCUUCGGCGCUGAGCAGGACGCCGAGAUGGAGGUGAAUCUCAUCAGGAACGAGACCUCGCGCCUGGAGCUGGAGACGACGCUCAACAAUAGGCCAGUGAUCAAGAAUCGACCGAGGCUUCCGAAGAAACAGCUCGAGAAGACGAAGUACCUAGAGGUGGAGAAAUCCAUCGAGAGGCAGGAGCAAGUCCAUCAUGUGAAGCUACCGAGCUGGCCAACCCUGGAGAAGCUAGACGACUGGAUCCUCAUGAGUGUGAAGCAGAGCUCCUCCAAGGGCUUCGGUAUUCUGGACAUCGGCGCGACCUCCAGCAUCAUGGGCAUCGAGGCCGCCGAGAACCUACGCGAUAUCAUCUAUGAGCAGACGGGCAAGAACAUCAAGAUGGACGUUAGCCAGAAGAGUACCUUUAUCUUUGGAGACGGCAACGCCAAGACCUGCACCGGCAAGGCAACCUUUCCUCUGAUGAUCGCCGGUGUGGACGGCGAGCUCGAGAUAAACAUCCUCGACGCAGAUGCCCCGCUCUUGAUCGGAGUGGAUGUUUUGAGCCGCCUAGGAGCUGUGAUCGACUGCGAGGCACAUUCUGUCUACUUCAAGAAGCUCGGGCGCCGAGCUGAACUGCUCGUCCUUCCGAGCGGCCUCAUGUACAUCAUCAUCAUUUACGAGUACGGGGGCACCAUCACCAAUUACGCGUACAGCAACAUCAUCAUCAUUUACCAGUACGGGGACAUCAUUGAUUACGUCGGGGACAUCAUCACUUACGUCCGGGACAUCAUCCGUAUCAGCCCCGGCUCCAUCACCUACAGCAUUAUCGGAGUUAUCUCCAGAGCCCUGAGCUCCGACAACAUCCAGUUGGCCCUACAUUUUCGCAUGAGCCUCAACCGCGAGGCGAAAUGUCGCAAAGCAGAGAGCCAGCAGAUCAAGCUGGAGAACGAGGAGAUGGACGGCCCUUGGGAGCAGGUGGAUGUUCGGGCCUCGCUACGGGACUCGGGAUCAUCGGCGGCGACCUCCACGUCGACGCCGGCACGGCCCACACUACCACGGAUGCAGCCGCAGGGGCGACUGAUCGCUCAUCAGGACGCGAGGGGCCACAUCUUCUACACGAUCGAGGGCUCGGAGCAGGACAAAAGCACGAAGCGGAUGACGGACACCUUCCUGCAGGAGCACCUACCGAACUGGGAGAUGUGGUCCAGCAAGCUUCUCCAGCAGUGGACGCAGUGCCGUCGCUGGGGACGAAUCAUCCAGAAGGUUUUCAUCAAGACGAUCGAUCGUGUGAACUGGAAACUGGACAGCCUCGGACUACCUGUGCAGUUGCUACCCGAGAGGUACCCGACCUGGCCGGCGGACAUCGAGCAUCGUGCGAAGAUCGAGCCGCGCCAGCCGUGCACGGAGCCGAAGCCGCGCCCCCUGUCCCAGAAGUCAGCAGCCUCAGCAGCCGCGCGCGAGCAGAAUCAAGAGCUGCGAGCCACCAUCGAGACCGCAAAGUUAGAUUUCUUGACCAAGUUUGCGGAGGUGGAUGCGUUCGCAGCACUGAGCUCGGAGCAGAUCCACGAGCAGCUCAGCAUGGUUACGUUGAUCAAUCACCUCAAGCCGCUGUGCAAGAUGUGGGGACUGACCCAGACUGGCAAGAAGGAGGAGGUGAUCGACAAGCUCAUCGCGUACAUCAUCGAGCAGCGCGGCACGGCGGCAGCGACUAUCCAGAUCAAGAAGGAGAUGGAGACCAAGAAGAUGGAGACGACGGCAAUGCCCGUGGGCCCGGCGAUCUCAGCUCACUACACUCAGAUGUGCCAGCACCCGGACUGCAAGCUACGCCGAGGCAUCGCCAAGAACGAGCCGAUCGUGAAGAUGAGGCUCUACGGUUGGUGCCACCAGGCGUGUGCGGUCAGGUCGGCCAUUUUUGGAGCCAUGUGCGCCCUCGCAACCUUCGGCCGCCUGACGAUGGUCGAAGCGUGCACCCACGAGGACUCGAAUCUCGGGAAGGUGUGCGACGAGAAGGGCUACCACUACGAGCGGCUCGGCCUCUUCAACGAGAACGACCUCAGCAAGCCGCAGGGCUACCACAAGGCGAAGUUCCUGCUAGACGAGAAGCGCCCGGAGCUCUUCGUCAGUACACCACCCUGCGGUCCAUGGUCGAUAAUGCAGAACGUCAACCAGCGCAACGAUCAACAGAAGGAAAACCUUCGCAGGAAGCGGCUCAAGAGCCAGCGGAUCUUCGAGAACAACAAGAGGCUCAUCGAGCACCAGGUGCUCAAUCUGAACGGCUCGGCCCUCGCCGAGCAGCCCCACAACAGUCGUUCGUGGCAGAAGACCUGCUGGAAGGAUCUCCACAAGAUCCUACCGUACGAGGUGAUCGUGGAUGGCUGCGCCUGCGGACUACGAGCCCCUGACACGGGCGAGCUCAUGAAGAAGCGCUGGAAGUUCUUGACGAAUGACAGGAGGAUCUGGGUAGCUCUACAACCUCUACAGUGCCGUGGAGGACACUACCACGAGGAGAUAGAGAGCAGCUUGAGGACCGAGGCCUCGGGCUCCUACCCCAAGAUGCUGUGCCGCCGGAUCCUCAGGGCUCUGACCAAGAGCCAGAACCAGAACUACUUCGAGGACGAGGUUGUGAACUGCCUCUGCAUGGCAGCUACCCAGCAGCCACCGACAGAGCCUACGCCAGAGGAGGACGAGCCGACUCUCCCACCACGAGACGGCAAGGAAGCGCACAACCUCACCAACGAGACGGUCAAGAAGCUCGAGAGCUACAUCAGAUUGGUGCUUUUUGACGCUUUGUCGUGGAUCCGUCGCAGCACGAACACGAACGUGAUGGCGCUGGCGAUACUCGACGCCGGCUCGGACAUCCUCUACGUGCGGCUGAUCGACGAGAAGCCGAUCCCAGGUACUACCCGGCAAGUUCGUGCAGGCGACCUUCGGCAUAUCUUUGCUACAAAAUGGUUCCCCUGGAUGGGACGCCCGAAGGUCAUGCGCUACGACCCUGCCGGCAGCGCCAUCUCCGACGAGUUCCGCGAGUGGAUCGAGAGCCAGGGAGUCUACUGUCUCCCAUGCGCGGCCGACGCUCACUGGCAGAUCGGCAAGAUCGAGCGUGCCAUUGAAGCCUUCAAGGAGGCCCUCGACGCUUUCGACGAGAUGGUCUCAGCCGAAGUACCCACCAGCGAGAUGUUCGGACUCCAGACGGCGGCCAGGAACGACCUGAUCAGGAUCGACGGGUUCAGCCCGCUGCAGCGCUAUGCGGGACGGACGCCGACUGGGACGACAGUCAAUCUGUCGGACGAGCCAAACAACCUGCCGCUCAUCAGUGCCGAGCUGCAGGACGGUACCUUCAGCAGGGACGCCCAUGUACGACGAAUGGCGCGGCUGGCUCACAUCCAGACCGAGAACUCCGACCGAGUCAAGCGAGCGGAGGCCGCGCGCUUCAGGUCCUUCAAGAAGUACGAGACGGGCGAUCUGGACGCUGGUACGGACCUGGAAGAGUACUUUGUCACGAGCCAGCGAGCUCGGGACACCGACCUGGUCUACCUGGAACGGUGGUCAAUAUCACACUGGCUGGCCGCCUCUACCGAGUUGCUCCAGAACAACUUCGACCUGCCACCGGACCCUGGGCCAUUUCUGAAGACGAGGAUCGUCCUGUACCACAAGGAGAUCCUCGUAGUCUUGACCCAGGAGGUGGCGGAGGCAGCGGAGGUGGCGGAGCCUUGGCGGCGCCACCAGGACUGGAAGAGCGACCUCUACCUGGACCACGACCUCCCCGACGUAUGCAUUCCACAGGAAGGCGGCCACGAAGCUGGACUACCCGAGGCAGCUGAGCAGCCCAUCGAGGAGGAGAUCGUCAUGGAAGCCCCUCCUGGCGACGACCAGGAGGAGCGCGCGUCGCAGCGGCCCAUCGUGGCGGAGACUGACGAUGACCUUGACGAUAUCUCAGCGCCCGACAUGAACGAUAAGCGCCGGAUCCGAGAGCCCGGCACCACCGAGCCCCCGGCUAAGAAGCAGCGGGUCAACGCUGCGACCCAGGAGGCCUUCUCCUACUACCUACAGGAGGGCAACUUCUACAGCGACUAUGCCUACAGUGUCCAGCAGUACGACGAUAUGAAGGAGAACGACGAACUUAUCGUGCUGGAUAUCCCUGUCAGCAACGAGCAUGCGUUCAUGGCCUACAUGGACGAUCCCAGCAACUUCGUGGCAUCGCAGGCCCGCAAGGGCCGAGUGGAGGUCUCAUUUAAGAAGGCGACGCCUGAGGAGAAGAAGCUGCUACUCGAGGCCCAGCAGAAGGAGUGCACCUCAGUCCUCAGCACGAAAGCCGUCAGGAUCCUCAGCCGACAGGGGAUCGACCCGGCGCGCCUGCUGCGCUGUCGCUUCGUGCUGACCUGGAAGAAGGACACGCUCAAGACGCUGCAGCUGGAAGUGAUACAGUGCGAGCCGUGCGUCUGGGUCAUUCGAGACGGCACGAAGCUGGUUGGCAUGGUUAUCCUACACGUCGACGACAUGAUGAUCGCCGGCGACCAUCACAACUCGGCAUUCCUCAAGAAACGACAGCAGAUACAACAGGCCUUCGAGUGGACACCUUGGGAGAGCCGAGCGUUUGUGCAGUGCGGCAUCAGUAUUCGACAGAACGAGGACUACACCUGCAGUCUCGCACAGGACAGCUACAGCCUGAACGUGGAGCCCAUCAAGAUACGACGUGGACGCAAGCCCACGGAAGGAGUUUCAGACAAAGAGAGAUCAGAUCUACGAGGCCGACUUGGUACAGUCGGAUGGCGAGCUCAGCAGUCGGCCCCGUGGCUCAGUGCAGAAGUCUCUCUACUCCAAGCGGAGAUACCUACGGCGACGGUCUCUACCAUCCAGAAGAUCAACAAGCUGAUCCGCACCAUGAAUGACACUGCUGACGUAGUCAUGCUCAUCCCGGCCAUCGAGCAGAUAGCUGUGGUUGGCUGGGGCGAUGCUGCCUGGGCCGCUCGUAUUACUGGCGAGUCCCAGGGUGGCGAGAUGAUCGUGCUGGCACCACUGUCUUUCCUGAGUGGCUCGACAGAGACGGUAGCGCCUAUCUCAUGGAGAUCAUGCAAGCUACCGCGAGUGGCCAGAAGCAGUACGAGUGCGGAGGUUCAGAUGAUGACAGAGACCCUCGACGAGAUCAGCUACGUGCGCCUGUUCAUCUAUGAGUUAGAGUGCGGCCAAGUGGACUACACCAACAAGCAACACGUGAACGACGCCAUCUCAUCCUGCCCUGGCGUACUGGUCACAGACGGUAAGUCAGGCUACGACGCGAUCGAGAAGAGCGAGUCAGCUGGUCUCGGCCUACGUGACAAGCGGACGAGCAUCGAGUGUCUAGGCAUUCGACAGCAGAAGGAGCAGACGGCCCUCCAGAUACGCUGGGUCCACAGCGAUGCCAUGCUAGCCGACGGCCUCACCAAGGAUCGAGCCGCCAAGGUCUUGCUGGAGUUCUUUCGGUCAGGUCAGCGCUGGAGACUCGUGGACGACCCACUGCACCGCAGUGCCCGGAAGCGCAAGACCGAGGGCAUGGACAG
Messenger RNA from Prorocentrum cordatum, 5536 nucleotides. Lineage: Eukaryota; Dinophyceae; Prorocentrales; Prorocentraceae. The record is from the annotation of a GenBank genome assembly.